GCAUUUCCGUGCGGUACUUCAGUGUCGAAGAAGCCCCAAGCCCGCACCGAACAGCGCUCAGAACAGUGUCGAUUGAACAGGUGGUUGUUCAGUAAGAUCCAACCAGUGUGUGUAGAGUGUGACUGUGUUUGGUUUUUGGAGUUGAUUUGUUGGGAAGGCAGAGCAGAAAUUUCCGUUUCCAACUGCUCCACAAAAAAGUGACGGCAUAAUAAUAGUACGAAGAGUACAACUUUGUUUUAAUUAGUAUCCUUAUUUUUGGCUAAUUUUCAAAACGAUACAAAGUUUGUGGUAAACUAAAACAAAGCAAACGAAUCUCGAAACGAUCGUUUGUCAGAUCAUUCGCAGAGCAGCUACGGCACGGGAGUACCAGGCAAAGGAAGGGAUUAGCAUGACCUGGCGAACGAUGAAACCGUUGGCCCGCGAGCAAUCGUCAGCGUUCUGCAUCAGCACCACCGGUCUCGGCCUGAUCCUGUUCGGGGCGCUCGUCCUAGCGGUGGUAACCGAUGCUGAUCCGAUGGUGGAUAGUGCCAACAGCUUGUACGCCGAUAACAAACAUGCAAGCGAUAAGCGUCCGUUCUUCGUUGGGAGCCGGUACGGACGAUCGCACGUGUACGGUGCGAAGGAUUUGCGGCAGGUGAACGUGGUACCGCGGAAUGAUCGUUUCUUCCUCGGCUCACGGUACGGCAAACGGUCCGACCUGACGAAGGAAAUCGAAUCCGACAGCAAUAAUGGUAUCGCCGAGCUGACCUAUCUUGCCUGUCUGCACACGGGCGUUUCGAACCUUUACCGAUGCUACAGUCGCGAUUCGUCCUCCGGUGCUCUACACCAGCAGGAAACGGAUCAAUACGAUCAGCAGCAGCAGCAGCAACAACACCAAUUCAACGAUAAUGUCGACCUGUCGGAAAAGUAAUCAAAGCAACCUGGGUGCGAUCGAUGCAACAAGCCUACUGUUGCUACAAUCGGAAGCGGUACACAUCGUUACAAACGUCAUGCUAUUCAAUCUUUCCUUCCUCAUUUAUCGGGCAACAAAAAAUGGCAAAAGAUAAAACAUGAAAAAAAACUAACGACAGAAAGAAACAAUUCAAUAAUUUGCCAAUGUAAAAACCUAACUACACAUUAAUAAUGGUAUCCUUAAUCUGUACACUGCAGCAGCGGCAAAUCAAGAAGGACGACGGGCAAACAUCCAAAGGGUUUCAGUUUAUGGCCGCGAUUCCGUUGUGUUUCCGACUGGAUGAUGAAGGGUGGGUGUUUUGUUGGCGAAACAGUAAAAAAAAAAAACUACACGAGAAAACGGAAAGAACAUUGAGCAAGAACUAAUGGUAGCGUAACGGUUUGCAAUCCGUACGCGAUCAAAGGCUGGGUAGCUUUUGCUCGAUGUCUUUCGUUUCGGACGACCAUGUCCAAUAUGAAGUAUUACCUAAUCUAAUAAUUAUACACUAGAUAAUGUACCGUUUAAGAAACCUGUACGCUAGAACGAUGAAUAAUGGGACGCAGCGGAUACGUACAUACAUAAAUGCCUAACGAGUGUUUGUUUGAUUGUUUUCGGCUACCUUAUGGAACGUAGCUUAUCUUAUGUUCAUUUAUUUUACCACAAACCACGGGAUGGGUUAACCAGUACAUCGAUUUGAUUAUGAGACGCGGGGUUUUGCAGAAGAAUGACUUAGAAAGACACUAAAACAAACAAACACACAACCAUUCAGAACCAUGUUAUCUCGUCGGCACUGUUCUUGUAAAAUAGAAUUAUACUGUAAAAAAUAAAUAUUAGUGCUCUGGAAACAAAAUUGAUAAAAACCGUCAAA
This is a messenger RNA of Anopheles funestus (African malaria mosquito), 1799 nucleotides long. RefSeq names its product RYamide neuropeptides. NCBI's taxonomy places the organism in Eukaryota, Metazoa, Arthropoda, Insecta, Diptera, Culicidae. Bases 389 to 910 code for a protein of 173 amino acids. The record is from RefSeq and is a predicted model, not a curated record. The transcript is spliced from 4 exons.